Molecule: messenger RNA, 290 nt
Organism: Symbiodinium necroappetens
Lineage: Eukaryota; Dinophyceae; Suessiales; Symbiodiniaceae
Source: the annotation of a GenBank genome assembly
AUGGACUCCUACAGGGAAGACAUCAAGCUGGUUGCCGAGCGGAUCAACUACACCUUUGUGGACUUCGAGCACACGAACCUUGUGUCGGCUGGGGAAAUGACGGGCCAGCUGGAGAAGGUGGUUGCGGUACCGCCGCUGACCAGUGUCACUCGCUUCCCCUGGAAGGUGAUGAUGCAUGGUCUCAUAGUGUGGCUUGACCCAGAUGGCUGGGAGCGGCGCGACAUCAUCAUGCGAGAGAAGAUCCGGAAGAAGAAGUUUCCGAAGAAGAAGGCGGCCUUCGGCCCUGAGAA